Exophiala oligosperma is the source of this 2071-nucleotide messenger RNA. RefSeq lists its product as uncharacterized. Bases 291 to 935 code for a protein of 214 amino acids. The record is from RefSeq and is a predicted model, not a curated record. Gene Ontology annotation, cellular component: anaphase-promoting complex. Gene Ontology annotation, biological process: positive regulation of mitotic metaphase/anaphase transition. Lineage: Eukaryota; Fungi; Ascomycota; Eurotiomycetes; Chaetothyriales; Herpotrichiellaceae. The transcript is spliced from 2 exons.
CUCCGACAAACACUACAGACAGAUCAUAUCUGCGUAAACAUUCCUGUCGGACGUAUCCUUUCAUUCUCUUUUGCGCUAUUUGGGCGUCCUUUUUUCUUUUCCACAAACCAGGAAACUCGUUUUUGUCGUUCCCUACGUCGGCACCUCGUAACGCGUCUUCGAACUUGAACGUGAUUCCAUUGAUGCCUCUACCUACAACCACCUGGUGAAUCGACAAAGGCACACCCUCGAGUCUCCUCUCUACAUCCUCACAAAUACAAAGACAGCACAAAAUCUCCCAAACAUUCAGAAUGUCCCGCGACUCCUCCCACACCUACAUGCACACUCGAUCCUCACGUUUCGCCGACCUCUUUGAGGAAUUCUGUCGACCACCGUCGGCCAUCUUCCCGACACCCUCCGCCGCCACUCCUGGUGCGGGACCGUCGAACCAGGCGCCACACAGCGGCACCGCCAACCACCUCGCGGCGGGCCCCAACGGGGUCAUCGGGGUCAACGACAAUUCCAACAUGGCCCAGCUCCCCGGCUCCUUUUUGCCCUUCGAGGAGAUCUCGCUCCCGGCCCACCUGCAACCCCUGAACCCCGAGGACGAAGACGACGUCGUGCCCGACAUGCACGCCGCGUUUGGGAUCAACAGGGCCCUGGGCCAGAACCAGGGCGCAGCGACCACCGCCGCCGUGACCAUGUCCGGCGGCGCCGGUAACGGAGGAGGGGCAGGAGGGGGAGAAGGGGCCGGCGGCGGCGGCGGCGGCGGCGGCGCAGGAGAGACGAGCAACGCAGGGGCGCAGAGGGAACCCGUCUGGCGCGACUUCGGCCUCGAGGCUCUCGUGGCGGGCGUGAAGAUCGGUGGCGGGGGCGGCGGCGGCGGCGACGACGAACAACACGGCACUGCUGCGAGAAGGGAAGGACGACGGACGAACCUGUUGCUUUUGCGGUGAAUCAAGAAGUCCAGACCACACGGUAUCGACCGAGGUAAUACGGCUGGAAUCACGCAACUCCUACAUCUAAAACUAUCCUUGUAUCAUCAAUCUUUGUAUCAAUACGAGGCAACCGCCGACGCAUGAGAGAAAGCGGAAGCGCGAAAUACAAAUUACUGAACGAGUUCAAAUGAGACACGACCUCUCAACGUCGACACCAUUCCGGAAGACCUGCCUAAGCCCAUGCUACGACAGGUUCGAACUUGGUCAUCCCGGCCACGGCCGUCAGACGAUUCCUACGCGAGGAUUGAAUCACACGGAGAGAUCUACGGCCGAUGGAAAUAGAUGGGACAUUACGAUCUCAUUAUCCUGCUUCUCAGUCUUUACAUCACAGGCUAUACAUGACACUGUACGUGACGGGACUCAACGUGGAAGGCUUUCAGUAUACGUGCUGGAGUACUCCGUGGCGACAAGUCAAGAGCCCUCCCAAGUUUUAUAUCCUAACGAUAUCCACCCUCGCGCGUUUAAAAACAUCAUGUGGAACCGUCUUCUCCUCCUUUUCUUCGUCACCCAGUAUUCUCGGCUGCAAUGAAAUCUGCGCAAAUGUCCCGGCAGCUUUUCGCUUGGAUAGUUGGCCUGGGUUGAUGACCAUGACACUGUCCACGACCUAUACACGGAAACUGUGAGCCUAGAACAAUCAAAACGAAUGGUCGUAUCAAAAUCCAUCGUGGAGGUUGGGGUAUCCCCAUAACCAAAUCCAUAUCAAGAAUGACAGUAACCAGGGGUUCGUCGUGCAAAGGGGGAGAAGAAACAUACCUUGACACUGGCCGUGAUCAAACUGGGCAAAAUGAGCACAUCAGGCUUGACCUGCAUCCACUCCCCCAGCUUGUGAUAACCCAUAUCCAGACACGCCCCGGUCGCUCCGUUGUUCCUCUUGAUCGGCGGGAAGAGUGGGAAGAAAUGCCUCUGGUCUAUCAGGCAACCAGGGAGUCGACUGAGCAAAUCGCUCCCCACGCCGCCCAAGCCGUGCGAAAUCUGCUCACGGCUCAACUCAAAGAGAACAUCCUGGGAACUGAUCGCAAAAACCGUCUCGUUCAAGCUUAUAAAGCACGGGUUGGGUAGCAUCGUGACCUGCUUCGGCAGGUGUAGUUCCUUCU